AUGGCAGUCUCCAAAAAAGCUCGAGAACAACAUGAACCGUUUGUGGGGCCGACUACGAUUCUUUCUCUCACCUUGGCUAGUGUAUCACCCCAAAAAAUGAGUUCACAUAGAAGCAUAUCUAGCUUUCUACCACGGUUCAGAUAUGCCUCGACAAUCGCCUUUGGCAGACGUGUAGCGGAACUGGAUGCAAAGGCUAUCCGGGAACUGCCCACUCACGAAUUGUUGCAGAGACUCGGAUACAUCCGCCAGGACCACGCUGGGCUCGUGCAUUGGCUUCCUCUUGGAUUACGGACUCUUCGCAAUAUUGAGACCAUAAUUGGCAAACGAAUGACCGAAUGUGGGUCUCUAGAAGUGGCCCUUAGCAGUAUCUCUGGUUCAGAGCUAUGGAAGAAAACUGGCCGCUGGGGAAACGAAGAGUUGUUCAAGUUGAAAGGUGAUUUUUGUCUCGUUCCAACAUGUGAGGAGGAAAUAACGCGAUUGGUCAAUGAUGCUGUAAGUAGCUACAAAGAGCUUCCCUUGGUGGUACACCAGAUCACGCGAAAGUACCGUGAUGAGAAGCGUCCUCGAGCUGGAUUGCUGCGGGGCCGCGAAUUUUUGAUGAAAGACGCAUACUCUUUUGACUCUGAUGAAGCCGGUGGUCUCGCUACUUUCGAGCGACUAAACUCGGCUUAUCGUGCCAUUUUCACGGAUUUACGGGUUCCCUUCGUGGCGGCCAAUGCGGAUAGCGGCGAUAUAGGCGGUGAUCUUAGCACAGAAUGGCACUAUCGCCAUUCUUCUGGUGAGGACGUGCUGUUUGAGUGUUCGGGGUGUGGGUCGGUUAGCAAUUCUGAGAAGGCUACCUCGGUGCCGGCUGAAACGGAGCCUGCUGCUAGGCGUGCCAAAGCAGCCUAUUUCACCACCCAGAGUCGUGACAAGCUGGUGGUGAUGUACUACCCGGAAGACAGAGUUCUCAAUCCUCAAUUUGCACGCAGCGAGAUUCCUGAUCUAGACCUUUCUUUGCGAGAUGAGGCUGCUGUUCUUGAAAUUUUUGAAGACGAGGAUGCGUUUCUCAGCAAAUGGAUUGUUCGUAUAAUGGAUCCGAGAGUGACGCGUGAAACUGACCUUCCUGAUCUCAAAGUUCCUUACCACCGGAACGCGAUGUCCACGUUUUUGGACGUUCCAUUGGUGGAGGCCCGUGAGGGUGAAGUUUGUGGUUCAUGCUUUGAAGGAACGCUUUCUGCAUCGCGGGCCAUAGAAGUCGGUCACACCUUCUAUCUAGACGAGAAGUAUUCUUCCGCACUUGGAGCCGGGUUCACUGACGAAUCUGGAGCAUUCACGCCAUUCAAAAUGGGAUGUUACGGAAUUGGGGUAUCACGAUUGGUGGCUGCAAUUGCAGAAGUUUUAAGAGACUCUCAGGGACUCAGAUGGCCGGCUACAGUUGCCCCAUAUAAGGUUGGAAUUGUUCCUGGAUCAGGAGCAGAUGAAGAGGUCAUAACUAAGGCAAAGACACAGCUCGAGGAAGCAGGUUUCAGCGUGCUGGAAGACUCACGUCCAAAGGUGUCUGUAGGCAAGAGACUUCGUGAGAACAAAUGCCUUGGACUUCCUCUCCAGAUCAUCAUUGGCAAGCUAUAUCCGCUUGUGGAGAUUGAGGUUCGUGGCCAGAGGUUUGGCACUACAUCCGAGGAGGCACAGAGGUCUGGAAAAUGGAACUGGGAAGUUGUAAGCAGCGAUGUCGGUGAAAAACAUUUGGUUCAUGUGGACGAUCUCGUGGAGGUGGUGGGAGUGUUACUGAAGGAUCUUUGA
This is a messenger RNA of Kuraishia capsulata CBS 1993, 1782 nucleotides long. RefSeq lists its product as uncharacterized. Gene Ontology annotation, molecular function: ATP binding; proline-tRNA ligase activity. Gene Ontology annotation, cellular component: cytoplasm; mitochondrion. NCBI's taxonomy places the organism in Eukaryota, Fungi, Ascomycota, Pichiomycetes, Pichiales, Pichiaceae. Gene Ontology annotation, biological process: prolyl-tRNA aminoacylation. The coding region runs from base 1 to 1782 and encodes 593 amino acids. The record is from RefSeq and is a predicted model, not a curated record. The transcript has a single exon.